AUGAAUUUAUCCUUGGUUGACCCCUUUGUCCUUGCCCAGGACUGCCCCGAUGUCAUCACCGGUCGUCUACGCAGCGGCCAUUCAACGUCAAUCCGUUUCAGCCACCGCGGCGACCUGCUUGCAUCCGGACGUCACGACGGCAUAGUAGUCAUAUUUGACAUUGAGACCAACGGCGUCGCGCGCAAGCUCCGAGGCCACACGCGCCAAGUUCAGUCGCUCAGCUGGUCGACCAACGACCGCUACCUCCUCAGCGCAGGCCAGGACUGGAAAUGUGUAUUGUGGGAUCUGAAGGAUGGCUCACGGGUGCGCACUGUCCGCUUCGAGGCAGCCAUCUUCAUAGCGGAGCUGCACCCCAAGAACCACAUGUGCUUUGUGGCCGCCCUCUUCGAAGACCAACCUGUCAUUGUUGACAUGACCGACCAAGUCCCCAUCAAACACUCCCUGUCAUCCGCGCCCCACCGAACCGACAUUGAACGCGAGAAUGCCUCUGAGAAGCAGACGGCUCAGGAUGCGAAGCAAACGACGACUAUGACUCUCUUUACUCCGACUGGCCAACACAUCAUCGCUGGUACAAACAAGGGGUGGCUGAACAUUAUAGAUACAGAGACACACCAAGUACGCUACUCCUUCAGGGUUACCACAAACAUCAUUGUAUACAUCCGCUUGACGCCCUCAGGCAGAGACGUCGUGCUCAACUCUAGCGACCGUAUUGUCAGGACACUCCACCUCCCCGACCUCAGUGACCCCAAGUUGGACUUUGACACUCUCCAACUGGAAGUCGAACACAAGUUCCAGGAUCUGGUCCAAAGGCUCUCAUGGAACCAUGUCUCGUUCAGCCCUACCGGCGAAUACGUCACUGCUUCUACCUGGAUGAACCACCACAUCUACGUCUGGGAGCGUGGACAGGGAAGUCUGGUUAAGAUCCUCGAAGGCACCAAGGAGGAGUUGUCUGUAGUUGAGUGGCACCCCUUCCGUCCCUUCGUCGCCGCUGUCGGAGUAGACUCUGGCCGCAUCUGGCUCUGGUCCAUCCUGCAGCCCCAGCGUUGGUCUGCCCUCGCCCCCGACUUUGUCGAAGUAGAAGAAAACGUCGAGUACAUUGAGCGCGAAGACGAGUUCGACAUCCAGCCUCUCGAGGAGCUCCACAAGCGGCGUCUAGACCAAGAAGAUGAAGAAGUUGACGUGCUCACAGUGGACCCUGUCAAGGCUUCGGGCACAGAACUUGGAUCAGCAGUAGGAGAGGCAGAGUUCAGGAUGCCCGUAUUAUUGGAUAUCGAGGCUAGUGAUAGCGAAGAUGAAGUGGUAGCUGUGGGCGCUGGUCAGUUCCGACGACGUACUCCUGGUGCCGCAAGAGAGUGGAUGAAUGACGAUGAGGUGGCAGUCAGCGGCGAUGAGGCACGCAGAGCUAACGGUCAUGCAGUUCAAAACGGUACAAAGAGGCGGCGGUGAUGAAUGAAGAAUACACACAUGGUAGUGUGGUAUUACAGAAGGAGGGAUGGGUAAUUCAUAGGUACGCAAAAGCAAUGCAUCACAUCACAUGACCGA
Pyrenophora tritici-repentis Pt-1C-BFP is the source of this 1542-nucleotide messenger RNA. RefSeq names its product WD40 repeat protein. Gene Ontology annotation, molecular function: protein binding. The record is from RefSeq and is a predicted model, not a curated record. NCBI's taxonomy places the organism in Eukaryota, Fungi, Ascomycota, Dothideomycetes, Pleosporales, Pleosporaceae. Gene Ontology annotation, cellular component: Set1C/COMPASS complex.